AUGGAAAACAAAGGAUUCAGCGACGGCGAAAGUGAAAAAAGAGAAAGCCUGGCUUCUCGACCGAGCAAAGAAAUCGGACAGCUUUCGAGAACAACAAUUUUUCUCGAAGCUCAUCGUGACUCGAAGACAUCUGCUGCUUCAAAUGAUUCAAAAGUCAUCUCGAUUGUCAGGAGCAUCAAAUCUUCGCAUACCGUUGCUUCGGGAAAACCAAGGCUUGUUCUGGACACGCAGUUGUACUUUUGCUUGAUGUUUUUGGGAGCUUUGAGUCUGCUCCCUUUUCAGUUUAUGGCAGUUCCAGAAGUCUACUGGCAGCGAAUGCUUUACGAAGGCGAGAACAUAACCGAAUUCCGAGCUACGCCCUUUGAUUUGACUCUCAAUCCAAAGCAACACUACUGGCAAAACUGUUUGGUCUUUUUAGUCGGCCUUUCACUCACAGCUUCAUCUUUUCUCGGCCUCGCACUUGGGACCAAGUUCAAGUUUGCCCGACUAAUGACCUACACGAGCCACCUUGGAAUUAUGGCUCCUAUGUUUCUUUUAGCUUCGUUAACUUGGCUCCACUUUCCAUCAUCCGCCUUUUUCGUCAUUGCCCUCGUUGUUGUCCUCGUUAUGUCCCUCGCCGGCGGGUUACUCCAACUUCUUGCGAUCGAGCUUUGUUCUUACCUCCCACCGGGUUAUCCGACUGGAUUGAUGAAUGGAAUGGCGCUUUCUGGAAUCACAGCGGCCAUCGUCAACAUCAUAACUGUUUGUGCCUGUCCAUCGGCGGAAUCUGCUACUUUUGCGAUGUUUAUUGUUGGUGGCACCCUGCCGAUUUUAUUCAAGAAACAAUCGACGGAGAGGAUCUUUGCCGCUCUCGAUUUGUACAAGAAAGUAAAUAAGAAGAUCGACUCGUACAGAGGAAUUCGUUCGAUGCUUUCUGGAGAAACAAAAGAACUUUUUGAAGAGUUCGAAGAGCUCGAAGCAGAAAUCUACAAUCUCAAAAACGUUCAGGAUUCGACAUUUGUUCUUGGUGGAUAUGCAGGGCUAUAUCUUGCCAUGAAUAUGCGCAAUAAGCCAACGGAAUACUCUCGCGAAGAAGUUGAUGAGCGACUUUUCGAAGAGCUGCUUAAUCUGGACAUAGCCAGAGGAACUCCAGUCAGCCACUUCUUCGUUGUCGCCGCUUUGACAGUUCAUCUCGAUCUUCUAACAAGUCCACUUUGGAAUAAAUACGACAUUGACUGGAGCUAUUGCAUUGGGCAGCACAAUGUUUUUAAUGCUCACCACGAGUUCAUACGUUUCGUUUUGAUGAGAAACCCGUACUCAAAGGAAGACAGUUAUUACGUGGUUCACAAGAUGGACGAUACGUUCUGCCACCUGAUGGACCGCAUGCUCAAAUGUAUUUCUCAAACAGAAGCCUGCGAGGUUGUUUCAAGACCAAAUUACAUGGGAAUCACCUACGUUUUCUUUGCAUCAAGACUGUGCUACCGCGCUACAAGAAUGCUCCUCGACCGUUUUCCCGAUCUUCAGUUUAAUCAAAACUGUUUCUUUGGAAACACCGUUGGGCUCAUUUUUACCCCUCUGAUCGGCCGUAUUCUAGAGCGAGGAAUGAAUCCUUUUAUCAAGCCAAGAUACAGUUGCGUAGUGCCGAAUUUCAACUUCGAAAUGAAAAGACUGAUGUUUCAAAAAUACCCCGAACUGACUUGGAAAAAAUCGACUGAAGAAAACUACUUUUGCUGA
Messenger RNA from Oikopleura dioica, 1713 nucleotides. Lineage: Eukaryota; Metazoa; Chordata; Appendicularia; Copelata; Oikopleuridae. The record is from the annotation of a GenBank genome assembly.